UCGUCGAUUAUUUAUUAUUAUUAUUAUUAUUAUUAUUAUUAUUGGGCACGUCGUCGAGAAGUGAAUUUGUAAAGAGAGGGCGAGAGCAGAAAGGCUGGAUCACCUUCGUGGAAUGUCUUCCGGCGCCAAGCGGCUGGUACAGUCGCUUCGGGGCCGUAGCGCCGGUAGAAGUAGCGGAGGCGGAAGGACCGACUCUUCAGGGGGCGAUGGCAGCGGAAACGGAGGUGGAGCCAGCACCAGUGCGACCAGACUUUUCCAUUAUGAUAGCGGUCAUGAACUCGAUGAGAUAUCCGUCGUCGGCGGCAUUUCUCGGGGAAACGAGGGGCUCACAACGCCAACCACACCGUGUCACUGCAGCGGCCUCAAUAAAUACGGAAGUGGACAAACCCUCUACAGCAUUGCCGGUUCAGUUCCGCCAGCGCCAGCGGCUCCCAUUCACCGAGUUGCUCCUGGGGCAAUCGUCACGUCGACGGGCGGUGGAGGUGGCGGCGGCCAUGCGGUCGAUCGCCUGAGUGUUGGUUCAGCAGUCACAUUGGGCUGCACGGUCGAAAAACUUGGCGAAAGAGUUUCCAGAACAGGAAAUGGAAGAGGUACCAACAGAGAUAGGGACGACGACACAAAGAGUGUGGAGAACGUGUCCCGAGGCGUUCUACCCUCAAGACAAAGUCUUCUUGAUCUCGUCAGCAGUAAGUUCAUGGGCCGACAUACUCCCACCCACCACUACUAUCACCAUCAGCAACAGCAGGUAUACUCUGUGUCGCAGCGAUACUUCAGCUCGUCUCGAGACUCGCUUCAAGGGGCUUACGUGAAUCGAGGAGCGAGUGAACUCGAUCUCAGCAGAAGAGCGCGGCGAAAGGAUCAUCUCAGGGGCAGGUUCAAGCUCUCGAAUGCCGUUGCACUUGCCGCCUCCUCACGUGACACAUCACAUCUUCAUACACCGGCAUCGGUUAAUCAUCUCAACAACAGCAGCAGCUGUAAUGGCACCGAAACAAGGUAUACGGCUCAUCAACAACAGCAGCAAAGAGGCAGCAGGGGAUUUCCCGGGCAGCCUGGGAGUAAGGGAUUCCGCACCGGUGCCCCGAAUUGGUCCUUUGUCUUUGAUCCUGCGGGACGUCUCUGCUACUAUUGGUCGAUGGUGGUAUCACUUGCCUUCCUCUACAAUUUCUGGGUCAUCAUCUAUAGGUUCGCCUUCCAAGAGAUCAACGGUGAAACUCUGGUUGUGUGGUUUUGUCUGGAUUACUUGUCGGAUUUUCUCUAUUUGAUCGAUAUAGCCUUUCAUUUUCGUACGGGUUAUCUUGAGGACGGUGUGUUACAAACCGAUGCCACAAAAUUAAGAACACAUUAUAUGAACAGUACCACAUUUUACAUAGACUGCCUGUGCCUGUUGCCUCUCGACUCUUUAUACUUAUCUAUAGGAUUUAACAGUAUACUCCGAAGUUUUAGGCUCGUUAAAAUUUAUCGAUUUUGGGCGUUUAUGGAUAGAACUGAAAGACACACGAACUAUCCGAAUUUGUUUCGCUCCACCUCCUUGAUACAUUACUUACUGGUGAUCUUUCACUGGAACGGGUGCCUCUAUCAUAUUAUUUAUAAGAACAAUGGUUUCGGGAGCAAAAAUUGGGUUUACAAGGAGUCAAAAUCGACGGAUGUUGUCGACCAGUACCUGCAGAGUUACUAUUGGUGCACGUUAGCUCUCACAACCAUUGGCGACCUUCCAAGACCAAGAAGCAAAGGAGAAUAUCUGUUUGUGAUAGCUCAACUUCUCUUCGGAUUGCUUCUCUUCGCGACGGUGCUCGGUCACGUGGCAAAUAUCGUCACGUCUGUCAGUUCGGCCAGGAAGGAAUUUCAGGCGAAACUUGAUGGAGUGAAGACGUAUAUGCGUAUGAGGAGGGUACCUAAUCAUCUUCAGGUCAAAGUAAUCAAAUGGUUUGAUUACCUUUGGCUAACACAAAAAUGCUCGGAUGAGGAAAAAGCUGUCAGUUGUCUACCGGAUAAAUUGAAGGCGGAGAUUGCAAUUAAUGUUCAUCUGGAUACGUUGAAGAGGGUGGAGAUUUUUCAAAACACGGAGGCUGGCUUCCUGUGCGAAUUGGUUUUAAGGCUACGACCCGUACUCUUCUCACCUGGUGACUAUAUUUGUCGAAAAGGUGAGGUGGGAAAGGAAAUGUACAUAGUGAACAGAGGUCGACUGCAAGUGGUAGCGGACAAUGGAAAGACGGUGCUCGCCACUCUAAAGGCGGGUUCCUACUUCGGGGAGAUCAGCAUUCUCAAUAUGGGGACCGCAGGUAAAGAGUGCGGUAACCGACGAACAGCGAGCGUGAGAUCAGUUGGCUACUCGGAUCUAUUCGUUCUCAGCAAAAAGGACAUGUGGGACGUUCUCAAGGAAUAUCCGGCAGCCAGGGUACGAUUGGAAGCCAUCGCCGUUAAGAGACUGGAAAAAUAUAAACGAGCACCACUCGAAAAGGCUGCGAUGGGAAGAUGUCAGAGUACACCGGGACUGGUGGAAUCGAAGGGUCGAAUACCCUUGGAGGAUAUGUGGAUAUCACCGAUUGACAUCAAGGCAACCCAUCAAUAUCCAGUGAGUCAUUCCGUCUUCUCGCCGAGUCCAAGUCCCGUUCAAUCAAGAGGUGUCACGAGUGCCAAUAAUGGUAACGUGAUCGGCAAUUCGAGAAAUAUGGAUAGUCCAACUAGUGCAGCAAGCAGCCACAGUAGUGAAGAUCCGACAGCCAGAGCGACUCAUUUAGGAACAGCUCAACUCUCCACCGGAAGACAAUCCUCUCACUCUGGUAUGACGUGCAACAGUAUGACUCAAUUAGUGAGCGAAGGAACGACUCCAGUGUUGGGCACGCACGAGGUUCUUUUGGCGGAAAUAAAACGAUUGCGAGAGCGAUUGGUGGGUUUGGAAACUGAGAAUGCAGCGAUGAGCGUAAAAUUAAAUCAACAACAAUGGGAAGUUGAGAAUCGUCUAAAGGAAAUUGAAAUGCAAAUUGGUGGUGCGAGUUCAACAUCCAGUGUCGAGGAUGAAAGAAAUCGCGAGAGCAUUAUUUAACGAGAAACACAGCCGCGAGAGCGCGGCAAGACGAAAAU
Messenger RNA from Leptopilina heterotoma, 3081 nucleotides. Its product is annotated as cyclic nucleotide-gated cation channel alpha-3. Gene Ontology annotation, cellular component: plasma membrane; intracellular cyclic nucleotide activated cation channel complex. The coding region runs from base 113 to 3043 and encodes 976 amino acids. NCBI's taxonomy places the organism in Eukaryota, Metazoa, Arthropoda, Insecta, Hymenoptera, Figitidae. The record is from RefSeq and is a predicted model, not a curated record. Gene Ontology annotation, biological process: monoatomic cation transmembrane transport. Gene Ontology annotation, molecular function: intracellularly cGMP-activated cation channel activity; protein-containing complex binding; cGMP binding. The transcript is spliced from 14 exons.